AUGGUGCAUUAUUACAUCCUUCCACCUAACGGUGCCCAGUCAGUGGAUCUCAUUGACUGGGUGGACAACAUGUGGCCUCGUCACCUGAAGGAGAGACAGACGGAUUCAACUAACUCUAUAAAUGACAUGCAGUAUCCCAAAGUUCAGAAAUACUGUCUGAUGAGUGUGGAGGGCUGCUACACAGACUUUCACAUAGACUUUGGAGGUACCUCAGUCUGGUACCACAUAUUAAGGGGAAGCAAGGUGUUUUGGUUGACCCCUCCAACCCCUCAGAACCUGGAGCUGUAUGAGAACUGGGUGCUCUCUGGAAAACAAGGAGAUAUUUUUCUUGGAGACCGUGUAUCUGACUGCCAGAGGGUUGAGCUGAAGAAGGGCUGCACGUUAAUUAUUCCCUCAGGUUGGAUUCAUGCUGUCUACACUCCUGUGGACUCCAUGGUGUUUGGAGGAAACUUCCUUCACAGUUUCAACAUCCCUAUGCAACUGAACAUAUGUAAUAUAGAAGACCGAACACGGGUUGGUGCCAAUGAAACAGGAAGUGUCUUAAAAAUCGGAAGUACUUUUUUGUGUGUGUUUGUGUAAUCGAUGACCUUGUUG
Messenger RNA from Thalassophryne amazonica, 594 nucleotides. RefSeq names its product lysine-specific demethylase 2A-like. Gene Ontology annotation, molecular function: transcription coregulator activity; histone demethylase activity. Lineage: Eukaryota; Metazoa; Chordata; Actinopteri; Batrachoidiformes; Batrachoididae. The record is from RefSeq and is a predicted model, not a curated record. Gene Ontology annotation, biological process: protein demethylation; regulation of transcription by RNA polymerase II.